GGCAGUGCGGAGGGCAACUGGGGCUGGAGGGGCAGUGCGGAGGGCAACUGGGGCUGGAGGGGCAGUGCGGAGGGCAACUGGGGCUGGAGGGGCAGUGCGGAGGGUAACUGGAGCUGGAGGGGCAGUGCGGAGGGUAACUGGAGCUGGAGGGGCAGUGCGGAGGGUAACUGGGGCUGGAGGGGCAGUGCGGAGGGUAACUGGAGCUGGAGGGGCAGUGCGGAGGGUAACUGGGGCUGGAGGGGCAGUGCGGAGGGUAACUGGGGCUGGAGGGGCAGUGAGGAGGGUAACUGGGGCUGGAGGGGCAGUGAGGAGGGUAACUGGGGCUGGAGGGGUAUUACAGCAUGGCAGGGGUAGGUUGCUGGGGUAGGUGAGCAGCAGGGAGAGCCGGCGGUAUCACUUGGGAGAGAAUGCCCUGGCUCAGUGCCCAGGGGGGUUGGUACUAGGGGGGAAUCGCCUGUUAUUUCCCGGGGAGGAUGCCGGGGCGGAACAGGUACAACCUGGUGGAUGAUGGAUGUGAUUCUCGGGUGCCCCUGCACAAUGAGGACGCCUUCCAGCAUGGCAUUCACUUCCAGGCAAAGUACAUCGGCAGCUUGGAUGUGCCAAGGCCUAACAGCCGAGUGGAAAUCGUGGCGGCAAUGAGAAGAAUUAGGUAUGAAUUCAAAGCAAAGAACAUAAAAAAGAAGAAAGUGAGUAUCAUGGUGUCCGUCGAUGGCGUCAAGGUGGUGAUGAGGAAGAAACAGAAGAGAAAGGAAUGGACGUGGGAUGAAAGCAAAAUGCUGAUGAUGCACGAUCCUGUGUACAGAAUAUUCUAUGUGUCCCACGACUCCCAAGACUUAAAAAUAUUCAGUUACAUCGCGCGGGACGGAGCCAGCAACUCCUUCAAGUGCAACGUCUUCAAGUCAAAGAAAAAGAGCCAGGCAAUGCAGAUUGUGCGGACAGUCGGGCAAGCCUUUGAAGUGUGCCACAAAAUGAGCCUGCAACAUGCCCAGCAGAAUGCGGAUGGGCAGGCAGACGGUGCCAGCGACAAAUCCCAAGAAGAAGCCAACUUGGAAGGCCGCCAGUUGACAGGAGAGGAGAAUAAAGACCCCGAAGAAGCAGACGCUGAUCUCAAGAGGGUCGUCCUCCUUGAUGAGAGGAACAUCGAACGAGACUCCACGGUAUCUGAUUUAGGGAUCCUGCAGUCGGUGCGAGCGGUAAUGGAACGCGGUAGUCAGGACAUAGAUAAGUGUCCCAUCCAUUCUCCUGUAUCCAACAAAGACCAGACUCCCGACUCGUCCUGCCCUAUCUCUGCCCUUACUCCACUCGCUUCCCAGCAUCGACUGCAACUCCUGCAACAUCAGCUUCUGCAGCAACAGCAGCAAACGCAAGUGGCAGUAGCCCAGGUUCAACUGCUCAAAGACCAACUUGCGGCAGAAACAGCGGCGCGGAUAGAAUCUCAGGCCCGGGUCCGGCAGUUGCUGUUGACCAAUAGGGACCUGUUACAGCACAUCUCUCUCCUGGUGCGACAGCUGAAAGAGCUGGAGCUGAGAUCUGACUCCAAACAGCCAGGUGAUAGAAGAUCGUUGCACAACCUGGCGAUUGCGCAGUCCCUCUCGCUGAACCUAAAGAACCUGUACAACCUGGAGAUCAACCUCCCGUGCACCUCCACUCCCGCGAGUCUUCAGAGUAACCCUGGCACUGCUCAGACCUUGAAUGGCAACAACAUCGGGGAGUCGUACCUCAACCUGCUGAACCUGGAUCAUCCAUGCGCGGCCUCCGAGGAAGGCAACGGGGUCUCCUGCAGAAAGGUGGAAGGAUCGGAGGUCAUUGAGGUCAUAGAAGAUCACGGCAAGGGCAUCAAGGCUGGAGAUGGAAGGGCAGAAUCAGAGGAGGCAAAGCUUCUACAGUCCAUUCCUAAACUGAUCCCGCCGCCUCCCAUUACUAAAAAGAGGUCCAGUAAGAUCUUUUCGGGACCCAUUCCGGAAUCCACCUCUAUGGAGAGCAUAACGUUGACAACCCCGACCACCGUCAACCUGACCAGCUUUACUACCAUCACCUCCUGUUCAAUUACACCGUCCGAGUUCGCCCCCGAGGACAUCAGUCCAUCCUUUAAAAAUGCGCACUUCCCAUGCUUUGAGAACCCCGACCUCUCUCCCAUCAAGGAGGCGUCCAAUUUAUCCUUCCAUCGGGAAGUGGUGGACGAGAAUGGGACCUUCCACUCAAUCACCAGCAGCUACGACAACUUGGAGGACACCCCGACCAUCUUACCCGAUAUCCAAGUCUUUAACGGUUCCGCCAAGCAGUUUGCCGCAGAGGGUACGUUGCCAUUCUCCACCGCGCACGACACUUGUCUGCACAUCAGUUUCUCUGAAGAUGAUCUCCCAGAAGUAGAGUCGGACAUAUCCAUCCAAAAACAGUGGCGCCUCAUCAAAAAUGGCAACUGAAAUGCUGGCUUUGUUCCAGAGGGUUGCCAGUGGAGACAACAUCUACUCUGGUGUGUCCAAAGUUGCCCUAAUAUGCAGCAUUCAAGAUCUUUCCUCAUUUGCCUCCAUCUGCAGCUUUUAAGAACUUUCCAAAGUUGCCUCCAUCUGCAGCAUUCAAGAACCUUCCACAGUUGACUCCAUCUGCAGCAUUCAAGAACCUUCCACAGUUGACUCCAUCUGCAGUAUUCAAGAACC
This is a messenger RNA of Xenopus tropicalis (tropical clawed frog), 2657 nucleotides long. Its product is annotated as carboxyl-terminal PDZ ligand of neuronal nitric oxide synthase protein. The transcript is spliced from 11 exons. The coding region runs from base 474 to 2423 and encodes 649 amino acids. Lineage: Eukaryota; Metazoa; Chordata; Amphibia; Anura; Pipidae. The record is from RefSeq and is a predicted model, not a curated record.